Molecule: messenger RNA, 675 nt
Organism: Parnassius apollo (apollo)
Lineage: Eukaryota; Metazoa; Arthropoda; Insecta; Lepidoptera; Papilionidae
Source: the annotation of a GenBank genome assembly
AUGGAGAGUAAGCUCUACAAUAUGACGACUGCUGCUAGACCAACAUUUGAUCCUGCUCGAGGUGGUCAAGGACGUGGUGAAAAAGAUUUAAGUGCAAUAUCACGUCAAUAUUCUAGUCGUGAUCUCCCAGGACAUACUAAAUUAAAAUAUAGGGAACAAGGCCAAGGCACUACUGAAGAACUCCGUUCACGGGACUUCCGUAAAGAAUUAGAUGAGAGGGAAAAAGAAAGCAAAGCACCUACAGCUAGAAGACAAAAUGAGCCUCCUGUAAAAAGGUUGAAGAUAGAUCAAGUUCCAGCAGCAAGUUUAGAUGCAGAUGAUCCAUUAGAAGGUGAUUCUACAGAUUCUGAUGACUCUGAUGAUGACACUGCAGCUUUGUUAGCAGAGUUGAAUAAAAUAAAGAAAGAACGGGCCAUUGAGCAGGCAAAAAAGGAGGCUGAAAAGAAACAAGAAGAAGAGAGAAUUCGAAUGGAAAACAUACUUUCAGGCAAUCCGUUAUUAAACUACUCGGCGGCAGGACAGAAAAAUGAUUUAAAGGUUAAAAGGCGAUGGGAUGAUGACGUCGUGUUUAAAAACUGUGCCCGUUCCGAGCCAGAGAAAAAAUUAAAUACAUUCAUAAAUGAUUCCUUAAGGUCAGAGUUUCACAAAAAGUUCAUGGAAAAGUAUGUAAAGUAG